Clunio marinus is the source of this 611-nucleotide messenger RNA. Lineage: Eukaryota; Metazoa; Arthropoda; Insecta; Diptera; Chironomidae. The record is from the annotation of a GenBank genome assembly.
ACUUCCAACUUGUUCCGAUUCUGAAAAAUAUAUUUUUUUUAGGUUUUCUAUCACAACUUUUUUCUAAAUAACAAUUAUUGUUGUAAUAUGUCAACACGAUGGUAUCCAAUAUGGCAAAAAGGAAACCCACAACUUCGGGUUUUCUUGCCCAAUUUCUGGAUGAAGAUAGUUAAACCGGAGCAUCGUCAACCAAAACAUGUUGUGACUUUCAAUGUUUCAAUGGAAAUGACGGUUCAUGAUGUUAGAAACUAUCUUCGCCAGAUAUACAAUCUUCCAGUAAUAGAUGUUCGAACAAGAAUUGCACUUGGACCCACUGAAGCCGAUAAGACUCAAGGAUACAUAAAAAAAGCAGACGAUUACAAACUGGCUUAUGUGAUCUUUCCUAGAGACGUAAAAUUCGAAUUUCCUGAUAUUUUUCCUUCAGAUUCUGAAACUAAGAAACAGUUGAGAGAGGAUGAAAAACCUCUGGAAGAAUCAAAAGGAACCUUCAGAAAGUUUUUGAGCAGGAGUAAAAAUAGAAGAGGACUUCCAGGAUGGUAUUCAAUUUAAAACAUUUUUAAGCUGUAAUAGAAUAUGAGAUAUACAUAAUAAAAUAAUUGAUAACAAAAACA